GGGAGGGAGGAAGGGAGGGAGAGCGCGCUAGCGCGAGAGAGCGAGUGAGCAAGCGAGCAGAAAAGAGGUGGAGAGGGGGGGAAUAAGGAAGAGAGGAGGAGAGGAGAGAAGGCAGGAAGAAAGCAGGGAAGACACCACCAUGCUGUGCUGUAUGAGAAGAACCAAACAGGUUGAAAAGAAUGAUGAGGACCAAAAGAUUGAACAAGAUGGUGUCAAACCGGAAGAUAAGGCUCAUAAGGCUGCCACCAAAAUUCAGGCUAGCUUCCGUGGACACAUAACAAGGAAAAAGCUCAAAGGCGAGAAGAAGGGCGAUGCACCAGCUGCUGAGGCCGAGGCAAACGAGAAGAAGGAUGAUGCUCCCAUUGCUGAUGGUGUGGAGAAGAAGGAGGGAGAUGGCCCUGCUACUACCGAUGCAGUCCCAGCCACCAGCCCCAAGGCUGAGGAGCCCAGCAAGGCAGGAGAUGCGCCUUCUGAGGAGAAGAAAGGAGAGGGGGAUGCAGCCCCCUCAGAGGAGAAGGCCGGCUCAGCUGAGACAGAAAGUGCCCCUAAAGCUACCACUGAUAACUCGCUGUCCUCCAAGGCCGAAGAUGGCCCUGCCAAGGAGGAGCCUAAACAAGCCGAUGUGCCUGUCACUGAUGCUGCUGCCACCUCCCCUGCUGCAGAGGACGCUGCCACCAAGGCAGCCCAGCCUCCAACGGAGACUGCAGAAAGCAGCCAAGCUGAGGAAGAGAAAGAAGCUGUAGAUGAAGCCAAACCUAAGGAAAGUGCCCGACAGGAUGAGGGUAAAGAAGACCCCGAGGCUGACCAAGAACAUGCCUGAACUUUAAGAAAUGGCUUUCCAUGUUGCUCCCACCUGAACCCUGUCUCUCCCGCCCUUUCUCUGCUCCACUCUGAAGUUUCCUCUCCUGUCCCACUCACGUGUGUGAGCCUGUCCUCUCCUACCUACUAGCCCCCUUUCUCUGUGUGGCAAACAUUUAAAAAAAAAAAAAAGCAGGAAAGAUCCCAAGUCCAACAGUGUGGCUUAAACAUUUUGUUUCUUGGUGUUGUUAUGGCGAGUUUUGGUAAUGAUGAUGCAGUCAUCUUGGGAAAUUCUUGCACUGUACCCCAGUUUUUUGAUCUGGUGCGUGUGGCCCUGUGGGAGUCCACUUUCCUCUCUAUUCUCUCUGUUCCAAGUGUGUGUGUGUGUGCAAUGUUCCGUUCUGAGGAGUCAAAAAUAUCAAGUGAAUUCAAAACCACUUCUGUUUCCUUAUUUUCAAUGUGAUGGAAUGAACAAAAAAGGAUAAAAAAUUAAAAAAAACCCGGUUUGUUUUAAAAAAUAAAUAAAUAAAACAAAUGUGCCAAUUAGUGUAACUUGAGGCUGUAAGGCUCCUUUUUCAAUCUGAAUAUUAAUAAAUCAUGACAGUAAUCAA
This is a messenger RNA of Phodopus roborovskii (desert hamster), 1409 nucleotides long. It is a transcript of the gene Gap43, whose product is annotated as growth associated protein 43. The record is from RefSeq and is a predicted model, not a curated record. Gene Ontology annotation, cellular component: plasma membrane; postsynaptic density; cytoplasm. The coding region runs from base 140 to 820 and encodes 226 amino acids. The transcript is spliced from 3 exons. Gene Ontology annotation, molecular function: phosphatidylserine binding; phosphatidylinositol phosphate binding; calmodulin binding. Gene Ontology annotation, biological process: axon choice point recognition; tissue regeneration; axon regeneration. NCBI's taxonomy places the organism in Eukaryota, Metazoa, Chordata, Mammalia, Rodentia, Cricetidae.